AUGUCUGAAACGCGCGCCGUCACGGUCUAUUGCGCCUCCUCUCUCGGGGGCCACCCCGCAUACGUUCAUGCAGCUAAUUCGCUAGGGAAGGCCUUGGCGAACUCUGGUCGGCCGCUCGUUUACGGCGGCGGAUCAGGAGGGCUCAUGGGGGUUGUCUCGGGCUCAGUCCUCAACACUGGCGGAGAUGUCACCGGGAUCGUUCCUUACGCGAUGGUUGCCGCCGGUGGCGAAGUGGACCAGAUCAAAGGAGAACGCCACGGUCCGUCCAUCGUCUUGCAAGAGAAGGGCCGGGAGAGGGUAAACAAUAUUAUUGUGAACUCUAUGCAUGAACGUAAACUCGAACUGGCGCGGCGAUCAUGCGGGUUUAUUGGCUUGCCUGGCGGCUAUGGCACGUUCGAGGAGGUGCUCGAGGUGGCCUCCUGGUCCCAGCUUGGCAUACACGAGAAGCCUAUCAUUAUCCUAAACGUCCUUGGCUUCUUCAACCCUCUCCGUGACCUGAUCAGAAAUGGGGUCCGUGAGGGAUUUAUUCCUGCACCAAACGAGGCGCUUGUCUGGUUCAUUGACGGACCGGAGUUCGAACAGCAUGAUGCGUAUGACUGGGGACGAGUAGCAAUUGCCGCGCUCGACUCCUGGAAACCCUCGGAACGGACUCAUUACUACGACUGGACUGUGAAAGGCGCAGGACAACAAGGAAGACAAGAUCCACUUGAUGCUGCUUAG
Molecule: messenger RNA, 720 nt
Organism: Fibroporia radiculosa
Lineage: Eukaryota; Fungi; Basidiomycota; Agaricomycetes; Polyporales; Fibroporiaceae
Exons: 6
Coding region: 1-720 (239 amino acids)
Biological process (GO): cytokinin biosynthetic process
Cellular component (GO): cytosol
Molecular function (GO): hydrolase activity, hydrolyzing N-glycosyl compounds
Source: RefSeq, a predicted model, not a curated record